This is a messenger RNA of Insectozyma verbasci, 762 nucleotides long. Lineage: Eukaryota; Fungi; Ascomycota; Pichiomycetes; Serinales; Debaryomycetaceae. The record is from the annotation of a GenBank genome assembly.
AUGUUCGAUGAAGAAGAUAAUAUUUUAAAUGGAGAUUUAUUUGAAGAACCAGAUGGCUUUAGACCACCACCACCAGAAUCACAUUUUGCUAAAUAUGAAAGGAAAAUAGAUGGUGCUAAUCCCAAAGAAAUUGAACUAAAAUUGGUGGGAAAAUCUCCUUUAUGGGGUCAUAUGUUAUGGAACGCAGGUAUAUAUACAGCAAACUAUUUAGAUUCACAUAAAGAUUUAAUUGAAGGUAAAAAUGUACUUGAAUUAGGUGCUGCUGCUAGUUUACCAUCAUUAAUCUGUGCAUUGAAUAAUGCAAAUGAAGUUUAUAGUACAGAUUAUCCAGAUCCAGAUUUAAUGAGCCAUAUAACUUACAAUUUUGAAAAAUUGUGUGAGAAGACUAAAAUUAGUCCUUAUAAAGUUAAAGGUUAUAUCUGGGGUAAUGAUGUUUAUGAAAGUUUGGAACUCAAGGAUCCAAAUUAUAAAUUUGAUUUAAUAAUAUUAUCAGAUUUGAUUUUUAAUCAUACUGAACAUCAUAAAUUAUUAAACGCAUGUCAACAAUCAAUAAAUAAAAACGGUGGUAAAUGUUUAGUUGUUUUCAGUCCUCAUAGAGCACAUUUAUUACAUGCAGAUUUGGAGUUUUUUGAAACUGCAAAACAGUAUGGUUUUAAAUCUGAGCAAAUUGAUAUGCAAAAUUGGUCACCUAUGUUUGAAGAAGAUGAUGAAACUAAAGAAAUUAGAAGCAGAGUGUACUCAUAUUUUUUAAUCCCUGAGUAA